Xenopus tropicalis (tropical clawed frog) is the source of this 1611-nucleotide messenger RNA. RefSeq names its product proline rich Gla (G-carboxyglutamic acid) 1 (gene prrg1). Gene Ontology annotation, cellular component: extracellular region. Lineage: Eukaryota; Metazoa; Chordata; Amphibia; Anura; Pipidae. The transcript is spliced from 5 exons. Bases 269 to 1036 code for a protein of 255 amino acids. The record is from RefSeq and is a predicted model, not a curated record. Gene Ontology annotation, molecular function: calcium ion binding.
GUUCUCAGUGUAACUUCUCCUCCCAGUGGUGAAUGUGUUUAGGAUUCAUUUCUAAUGGGCUGAGCAGCGGUAACACCGAGAGGAAUAGGAGUCUCCUCCCGGAGCAGCGUUGAGACCCGCUAGCUGGGCAGCACGGAGCCCCUCCAGGCUCUUUAUCUUGCUUCCUGCUUGAAUUAGCAGAAAACAUGGGCAGUGGCAUGAUCGAUAUCUGAGCAUUCAUUGGAAGAAGACUAAAAUAUGAACGUAUGUGGACACCUUAGGACGCUGCAUGUUGUACUUCGCCAUUUCAACAUCAUGGAAAUAUCUGUGUAGGGCAGAACAGGCCCUAUUAACAUUCAUGCCACUGAAGCAUAGCAGGGUUUUCCUGACAGAAGAUAAAGCCAACUCAGUCUUAAAACGAUCUCCUAGAGCAAACAGUUUUUUCGAGGAGAUUAAACAAGGGAACAUUGAGCGAGAAUGCAAAGAAGAAUUGUGCACUUAUGAAGAAGCAAGAGAAGCCUUUGAAAAUGAUGAGAAAACUAAUGAAUUCUGGAAAGAAUACACUCAAGGACAACAAGGAGAUCUGAAUGCAGGAAACAACUGGUACCCGUUUUACCUUGCUUUUCCUCUGAUCAUCGUGUUUUUCAUCAUCCUUUUAGUCAUUUUACUUGUGUGGAAAUGCGUAUUCAAAAAGAAGGCACGCAGACAGACUGCUUAUGCUCCUCGCGGGAUUCGAGAAAAUGCUACAGAAGUGGCGAUUGACCCCGAUGGAUUUGGUAUUUCACCUCAACAUGGCACUGUUCUAUACCCCAUGGAAGUUGCAUUUGAUAGGGGCAGGCUCCACAGUGGAUACGAAUAUGAUGUGCAUUCUGACACACUUUCAGCUGGGCUAUCGAACUGCGAUCCUCCCCCCUCUUACGAGGAAGCCACAGGGGAGCGAGGUGUCCGAGUAAAUGAACCCCCACCAAAUCCCACAGAUCCGCCGCCUGAGUAUGAUGAAAUAGUCACCUCAGCUGCAGCUAACACAGUACCUCACGGAGCUACCAGCACUAAAUAACACAAACUGAAGGAUUGCUAUGUAUAUUGUUUUGUAAUUCUUUUUAUUGCAGAUGAAAUAUUUUAAGCACAACGUUGAAGCUGCAUAGCCUUUGCCUUUGGACAACUUUCACCUCUUGACUUUUCCACCUUCUUUACAGUAACACUCCCACUUUCAUGACUAUAACUGAAUUGUGAAUUCUUUGCACAAGAAAACUAUUAGCUCUGUCUGGGCUUUAUGGAAUUGUAUUAUAAGGAGACAUUUAUCUAUACAUACUUACCUGAGGCUGAGAAAACUUAGCUUAGUUACACCAGCAAAUUUACUGGGUAACUUUCCCUUGAUUCUUUGCAAUAACUCUACCAUUUUUAGAUGGUGCUGACAUGCUGACAUAACACUAUAACCACUAUUAACCAGUGUGCAUUUUGAAUGAAGACGUAAUAAAGUAUGUAUUUUUUUUCUUAAUUGUAAUAUGUGCCUAAUUUCUCAUAUCAUCUAAGAAUGUCAACAAUGCCAUGAAAUUGAAAUGAGUAAUAAGCAAUACACUGUUUUCUCUAUGAUUGAACUGAAUAAAGACAUACUUGAAAUGUUCUAUCUUA